AUGUCUCGACCGCAGAACAUCGGCAUCAAGGCCUUGGAGCUUUACUUUCCUUCCCAGUGCGUAGACCAGGCCGAGUUGGAAAAGUUCGAUGGCGUCGCCCAGGGUAAAUACACCAUUGGCCUCGGCCAGACGAAGAUGAGUUUCUGCGACGACAGAGAAGAUAUCUACUCCCUCGCCCUGACCACCGUUUCGUCUCUCCUCCGCAAAUACUCAAUCGACCCGAACUCGAUCGGCCGCCUCGAAGUAGGCACCGAGACCCUCCUCGACAAAUCCAAAUCCGUCAAGACGGUGUUGAUGCAGCUGUUCGAGCCCAGCGGCAACACGAACAUUGAGGGUGUCGACACUGUGAAUGCUUGCUACGGCGGCACAAACGCGCUCUUCAACUCCCUCAACUGGGUCGAGUCCUCCGCGUGGGACGGCCGCGACGCCAUUGUCGUGGCUGGUGAUAUUGCGCUCUAUAAGAAGGGCAACGCGAGACCGACUGGCGGCGCAGGAUGCGUAGCCAUGCUCAUUGGGCCUGAUGCGCCAUUGGCCUUCGAGCCGGGCUUGAGAGGCAGCUACAUCACGCACGCCUACGACUUCUACAAGCCAGACCUCACGAGCGAGUACCCGAUCGUAGACGGGCAGUUCUCAAUCCGAUGCUACACCGAGGCCGUGGACGCGUGCUACAAAGCCUAUAACGCGCGAGAAGCCAAACUAGCGAAACAGCUCAACGGCAGUGCGACAAACGGCACGACCGAGCACGACGAAAAGGAACCCGAGACCCCGCUCGACCGCUUCGACUACAUGUGCUUCCACGCGCCGACGUGCAAGCUGGUCGCGAAAUCCUACGCCCGCCUCCUCUACAACGACUACCGCAACAACCCGGACGCGGAGAUCUUCUCUAGCGUGCCCCGUGAGAUUCUGGACCUCGAUCACACCGCCUCGCUCACCGAUAAGACCGUCGAGAAGACCUUCAUGGCGCUCGCGAAGAAGCGCUUCGCUGCUCGCGUGCAGCCGAGCAUCCAGGUACCUACCAUGUGCGGGAACAUGUACAGCGCGUCUGUCUACGGCUCGCUGUGCUCCGUUCUCGCGAACGUCUCAUCCGCCGAUCUGCAGGGCAAGCGCGUUGCCAUCUUCAGCUACGGAUCGGGGCUCGCGAGCAGUCUUUUCAGCCUCAAGGUGCGGGGUUCGGUGGACGAGAUGAAGGAGAAGCUAGAUAUUCACGCUAGGCUCGACGCGAGGCGGACGGUGCAGCCGGAGGUGUAUGAUGAGAUGUGCAAUCUAAGGGAGAAGGCGCAUCUGAAGAAGGACUAUAAGCCGGUUGGCGAGACGGAGACGAUUUUCCCCGGGACGUACUACCUUACGGGCAUUGAUGAUAUGUUCAGGCGGAGCUAUGAGGUUAAGCAGUAG
Molecule: messenger RNA, 1392 nt
Organism: Coniosporium apollinis CBS 100218
Lineage: Eukaryota; Fungi; Ascomycota; Dothideomycetes
Product: hydroxymethylglutaryl-CoA synthase
Exons: 2
Coding region: 1-1392 (463 amino acids)
Biological process (GO): acetyl-CoA metabolic process; ergosterol biosynthetic process
Molecular function (GO): hydroxymethylglutaryl-CoA synthase activity
Source: RefSeq, a predicted model, not a curated record